This is a messenger RNA of Eutrema salsugineum, 1197 nucleotides long. Its product is annotated as heterodimeric geranylgeranyl pyrophosphate synthase large subunit 2. Gene Ontology annotation, molecular function: geranylgeranyl diphosphate synthase activity. The transcript has a single exon. NCBI's taxonomy places the organism in Eukaryota, Viridiplantae, Streptophyta, Magnoliopsida, Brassicales, Brassicaceae. The coding region runs from base 1 to 1128 and encodes 375 amino acids. Gene Ontology annotation, biological process: isoprenoid biosynthetic process. The record is from RefSeq and is a predicted model, not a curated record.
AUGGAAGUUCAAAUUCUCUUUCUCUAUCUCUCACUCUUCAUCCUCUCUCUAAACUUUUUCUUUCAAAAUGUCAAGCCAAGGCUAUCCCGUCUCCUCCAGCCUUCUUUCGAAACUCGAGUCAAGGCUGCCAUUUUAUCAAGAAAAGAAGUAGCCGAGUUUCUUGAAUCUCCCAUUGUAGAAGAAGAAGAAAAAGAAGAAGAAGAAGUAUAUCAAGAAGGUAUCGGUACAAUCUCCAUUUCUACGUUCGAUUUUGAUCCAUACAUGACGAGCAAAACCGAAUCAGUAAACAAAGCUCUAGACGAAGCCAUUCCACUAGGGGAGCCACUCAAAAUCCACGAAGCCAUGCGUUACGCGAUUCUCGCGGCAGGAAAACGCGUUAGGCCUAUACUCUGCCUAGCUUCUUGCGAGCUAGUAGGCGGCCAAGAAAACGCAGCUAUGCCAGCGGCUUGUGCGGUUGAGAUGAUCCACACGAUGUCUCUAAUCAAAGACGACUUGCCUUGCAUGGACAAUGACGAUCUGCGUCGUGGGAGGCCCACAACGCACAAAGUCUACGGUGAAGGAGUCGCCAUUCUCUCCGGUGGUGCACUCUUGUCUCUUGCCUUUGAGCACAUGACAACGGCUGAUAUUUCGCCGGAGAGAAUGGUUUGGGCGGUUAGGGAGCUGGCUAGGUCUAUUGGAACGAGAGGUUUAGUGGCGGGACAAGCGAUGGAUAUAAGCAGUGAAGGUUUGGACUUGAAUGAAGUCGGUUUAGAGCAUUUGGAGUUUAUACAUGUUCAUAAAACCGCGGUUUUGUUGGAAACUGCUGCGGUUCUUGGAGCCAUUAUUGGUGGUGGGUCUAAUGAAGAGAUUGAAAACGUAAGAAAGUUUGCAAGGUGUAUUGGAUUGUUGUUUCAGGUGGUUGAUGAUAUUUUGGACGAGACCAAGUCGUCGGAGGAAUUGGGAAAGACUGCCGGAAAAGAUCAGAUCGCCGGAAAGCUAACGUAUCCGAAGAUGUUGGGUUUGGAGAAAUCUAAAGAAUUUGUUAAGAGAUUGACGAGAGAUGCACGGCAACAUCUUCAAGGGUUUAGUUCGGAAAAGGUUGCUCCUUUAGUAGCUCUUACUAAUUUUAUUGCCAAUAGAAAUAAGUAAAAAUUGUGGGUUUUUUUAGAACUUUGAUUAUUUGUUUUUUUUUUGUGUGUUUGUGUCGGGAUUAUGUAU